This is a messenger RNA of Lepisosteus oculatus (spotted gar), 2827 nucleotides long. RefSeq names its product dolichyl-phosphate (UDP-N-acetylglucosamine) N-acetylglucosaminephosphotransferase 1 (GlcNAc-1-P transferase) (gene dpagt1). Gene Ontology annotation, cellular component: membrane. Gene Ontology annotation, biological process: protein N-linked glycosylation; dolichol-linked oligosaccharide biosynthetic process. NCBI's taxonomy places the organism in Eukaryota, Metazoa, Chordata, Actinopteri, Semionotiformes, Lepisosteidae. Gene Ontology annotation, molecular function: UDP-N-acetylglucosamine-dolichyl-phosphate N-acetylglucosaminephosphotransferase activity. The record is from RefSeq and is a predicted model, not a curated record.
CAGGUGCCAGCAGAGUGACAGGACAACACAACGACUUCCUUCACGGUGCAACCACCAAAUGUAUCCGGCGAGGGCAAUGCGACGUUUUCAUGGGAAUUACAAGAUUUUAAGCAGAAUGUGAGAGUCCAAACAAACAUGGCAGCGAUAUAGCCUCUUUUCCAUAUAUCAUGCGUUAAAAUAACGGUUUGGAACAACCAUACAGCUUUUUAAUGAAAGCAAAAAUAUUAUCGGAAGUAGACGUGUAACUAGGGAAGCGGUCCCAGGGCUCGACUAGGAACAAGGGCGGAGAUCGAGAACCUUUGUAUUAGCUGUCAAGUUGCAAUUUACUGUGGAAUAAUUUCUCCCGUCUGUCUGAAUGACACUCGAUCAUGCCAUUAAUGCUAGCGCUUGUCAUCACUUUUUUAUGAUUUUUGGAUGAGCUGCGUAUGAAUUUGGAAGAGGGUCACGACAGGAGCUCUCGUCAAUGUGGGAAUAAGUAUCCGGAGAAAAAGUGGACUGAAUGAAAAAAUGCACAACAUGGAAAUAUAAGUGGACGGUUGUAAAUUGUAACAUGUACAUUUAGAAAAAGCUUUAUAAAUGGUGUCAAAUGACCUUCAGUCUUUAGGAAUAAAUGACAGAAAACUGUCUACGUGGGCUAGAUUAAGAUACGUGGUAGCUAAAACUAGUUCAAAGUUGGACGCCCCUAGGGCUACGUAACGCAGACUAACACGAUGUCAGCCGCUAGAUAACGGACAACAUUUGUACAAGUUCAGAUGAGCCUUGCUAACAGCAGACGUAGGACACCUAGGAGUGAAAAAAAAAGACAAUUCCGUUUUGCGUUAGCUUUCUGUUUUUGACGGUUUCGCCUGGAGCCUAAUAUCAGUGUUUAUAAAGAUCAGCCGACGUGUUCUGCAAAAAUGUCACCCCUACCCGCCUUCCCUCUCCUCAUCAACAUCUGCAUGUCGGCUGUGGGGUUCUAUGCUACCUUAAAACUGAUCCCCGCUUUCAGGGAACAUUUCAUCUCGGCCAGGCUGUACGGCGUGGACCUGAACAAGACCACCAAGAAGGAGAUCCCCGAGUCUCAGGGAGUGAUCAGUGGCACGGUGUUCCUCAUCAUCCUCUUCUGCUUCAUCCCGGUGCCCUUCCUCAGCUGCUUUGUGGAGGAGCAGUGUCAGCGCUUCCCCCAUAAUGAGUUUGUGCAGCUGAUCGGCGCGCUCCUGGCGAUCUGCUGCAUGAUCUUCCUGGGCUUCGCCGACGACGUGCUCAACCUGCGCUGGCGCCACAAGCUGCUCCUGCCCACCAUGGCCUCCCUGCCCCUGCUCAUGGUCUACUUCACCAACUUUGGGAACACCGUCAUCGUGGUGCCCAAGCCCUUCCGCAGCCUGCUGGGCCUGCACCUGGACCUGGGUAUCCUCUACUAUGUGUACAUGGGCAUGCUGGCCGUGUUCUGUACCAACGCCAUCAAUAUUCUGGCAGGGAUCAAUGGCAUUGAGUCUGGCCAAGCCCUGUUCAUCUCUGGCUCCAUCAUCCUCUUCAACCUGCUGGAGCUGAACGGGGACUACAAAGACGACCAUGUUUUCUCCCUUUACUUCAUGAUCCCUUUCUUCUUCACCACGCUGGCUCUCUUGUACCACAACUGGUACCCAUCCUCUGCCUUCGUGGGAGAUACCUUCUGUUACUUUGCGGGGAUGACCUUUGCUGUGGUGGGGAUCCUGGGCCACUUCAGCAAAACCAUGCUGCUGUUCUUCAUCCCCCAGGUUCUCAACUUCCUGUACUCCCUGCCCCAGCUCUUCCACGUGGUGCCCUGUCCUCGACACCGCCUGCCCAGGCUGAAUCCUGUCACUGGGAAGCUAGAAAUGAGCUAUUCCAAGUUUAAAAGCAAGGACCUGUCCAGGCUAGGAGAACUGAUUCUGAAGGGAGCGGAGGUGGUGUGGCUGGUGGAGGUGCAAAGAGGUGGGGAUGGGGAGGACGAGUUCAUUGAGUGUAACAACAUGACUCUCAUCAACCUGGUGAUCAAGGUGCUGGGCCCCCUGCAUGAGAGGACGCUCACUGUCAUCAUGCUGCUCAUACAGGUGUUGGGGAGCGCCGUGGCCUUCGGGAUCCGCUACCACCUGGUGCGCCUCUUCUACGACGUCUAGACACCACACAGAGGGACCCCUGGGAAAGGGUUGCGAAGAGAAAAAUCCACAUUUGUCUUUUUUUUUUUGUUUGAAAAACGUAACUGUCUACUACUGUGAAAAUCCUGAAUGUUGUUUAUGUUUGUUUGAUUUUUUAUUUACUCCUUGUAUCUUUGUUCCUGAUCGGGUGUUAGUGUGGUGUACGUUUCUGACGUCGUUGCAAUGUUCUUAGCUGCUCUCUGUCCUCGCAAGUCAAUUUGCUCAUAGCUGAACUUAGAUGUCAUGAGAUGAUUUGGACUUUGGCACCUGCAGCUUAAAGAAGGAAGUCAGAAACCUGCCUAUCAAACCGCUGGAAUAAAAGUGAGUCCUGAAGGGUUUUGUUUUUGUCUGGCUUAAUCUAGACCCCCCACCCUACACUUGGGUCUGUGCCAUCUUCGUCCCAGGUCUGUCUCUGUUGACUGCUGUCGUCCAAGAUGAGCCCCCAGCAGUCCAGGAAUAAGAGACUGAGUCAGUCACACGCCUGGGUGAAAACAUGACGGCGUGGCCUACUAACAGCCCUUUUCCAUCUCGUAUCCAGAUGGGUGGCCACAACUAGGGAUAAAAACAGAAAAUGUUAGUUAUGGGAACCAUGCAGCAUAUAUACACAGAUUUUCAAACUCGACAUGCCAUAAAAUUAUGAGUUUAGAAAAUGUAUCAUACUAAUUUUGGAUUAAAGUAUUUUUCUAAUGUGC